This is a messenger RNA of Balaenoptera ricei (Rice's whale), 1223 nucleotides long. It is a transcript of the gene CCN6, whose product is annotated as cellular communication network factor 6. Gene Ontology annotation, molecular function: integrin binding; heparin binding. The coding region runs from base 91 to 1155 and encodes 354 amino acids. The record is from RefSeq and is a predicted model, not a curated record. Gene Ontology annotation, cellular component: extracellular region; extracellular matrix. The transcript is spliced from 5 exons. Lineage: Eukaryota; Metazoa; Chordata; Mammalia; Artiodactyla; Balaenopteridae. Gene Ontology annotation, biological process: signal transduction; cell adhesion.
GUGGAGGCGUGGGUCCUUUUCUCCAGGAGAGACAGGGGAGCUUUGUGCGCUGGCCUCGCAUCUCCGGCUGCGCGCGGCCGGGCCGGGGCCAUGCGAGGACCGCUCCUCUCCACGCUUCUCCUGGCUGCGCUGUCACAGUUCUACCGCAGGGCCCAAGGCACUGGGCUAUUAGACACAGCACCCGAAGGAAGGCCUGGUGAGGUAGCAGAAGUGCACCAUCGUCAACAGUUUUGUCACUGGCCCUGUCAGUGCGCUCACCAGAAGCCCAGCUGCCCUCCUGGAGUGAGCCUGGUGAGGGAUGGCUGUGGAUGCUGUAAAAUCUGUGCCAGGCAACCAGGGGACACCUGCAACGAGGCUGACCUCUGCGACCCCCACAAAGGGCUGUACUGUGACUACUCAGCAGACGGGCCUAGGUACGAGACCGGAGUGUGUGCAUACCUUGUAGCUGUGGGAUGUGAGUUCAACAGGGUACAUUAUCAUAAUGGCCAAGUGUUUCAGCCCAAUCCCCUGUUUAGCUGCCUCUGUGUGAGUGGGGCCAUCGGAUGCACACCUCUGUUCAUACCAAAGCCGGCUGACAGGCACUGCUCUAGGCCUAAAGGUGGAAAGAAGACUGAUCAGUCAAAAUGUGGCCUGGGGUCAUCACAACAGCAGCUGUCAACAAGCUACAAAACAAUGCCAGCUUAUAGGAAUCUCCCACUUAUUUGGAAAAGAAAAUGUCUUGUGCAAGCAACAAAGUGGACCCCUUGCUCCAGAACAUGUGGGAUGGGCAUAUCUAAUAGGGUAACCAAUGAAAACAGCAACUGUGAAAUGAGAAAUGAGAGAAGACUGUGCUACAUUCAGCCUUGCGACAGUAAUAUAUCAAAGACAGUAAAGAUCCCCAAAGGAAAAACAUGCCAACCUACUUUCCAACCUGUCAAAGCUGAAAAAUUUGUCUUUUCCGGAUGCUCAAGCACUCAGAGUUAUAAACCCACUUUCUGUGGGAUAUGCUUGGAUAAAAGAUGCUGUGUCCCUAACAAGUCUAAAAUGAUUACCAUUCAAUUUGAUUGCCCAAAUGAAGGGUCAUUUAAAUGGAAGAUGCUGUGGAUUACAUCUUGUGUAUGUCAGAGAAACUGCAGAGAUCCAGGAGAUAUAUUUUCUGAGCUCAAGAUCCUAUAAAACCAAGCACAUGGGGAAAAAGUUAAGGUUAAUCAUGUCAUUACAUCAAAAUUUAAAAUGGUUUUAAA